AUGAAGAGGCUCACUCUAACAGCAGCUUCUUCAAACAGGCUGCUGUGUUACUACAACAGCAUGGCUGAAGAGAGACCAGCGUAUGGGAAGUUCAAUGUUUCAAACAUUGAUCCAAACAAGUGCACCCAUCUGAUUUAUGCCUUUGCUGACAUAAACGGAAAUGAGAUUGUAGGUGACGCUCAACAAUAUAUGGACUUCAAUGCACUCAAAGAAAGUAAUCCCCUUCUGAAAACCCUGUUGGCUGUUGGUGGCUUGACCUUCAGCAACCAAAAGUUCAGUGCGAUGGUACAAACCCAAAAAAACAGAGCAGACUUCAUCAAGUCUGUUGUCAACUUGCUGAAAACAACAGGGUUUGAUGGACUAAACCUUGACUGGAGGAACCCUGGAGGAGCUGGAGGCCAGCCACAGGACAAACAGAAAUUCACAGAGCUGUGCGAGGAGCUCAAUACUGCAUUAAAGGCUGAAGGACUUAUCCUCUCAGCAUCUGUCUCUGCUGAGAGAUCCACCAUUGAUGCCAGUUAUGAAGUGGAAAAGAUUGCCAUGCAACUGGACUUCAUUAACGUGCUGACGUAUGACUUCCACGGCCCCUGGGAAAAAGUCAUAGGACAUCACAGCCCCUUGUUCCAAGGAUCUGAAGACACUGGAGACAAUAUGUACUUAAACGCUGACUCUGCUUUGAAGUACUGGAUGGAGCAAGGAGCACCUGCAGAAAAGCUGAACAUGGGGUUUGCAGCCUAUGGGCGAGCUUUUUCCCUUUCAUCUAACUCCACUGAUGUCGGAGCACCAGCCAGUGGUCCUGGCGAGGAAGGCUGCUACACUGGUGAAGAAGGACUCUGGUCCUCUUAUGAGACGUGCCUUUAUCUUGAAGGGGUUAAAACCCAGCGUAUUUCUGAUCAGCAAGUUCCAUAUGCCACAACAGACAAUCAGUGGGUGGGAUUUGAUGAUGAAACCAGCCUUGCCACCAAGGCCAGUUACCUAACCAACAACAACUUUGGAGGAGCCUUUGUCUGGUCCCUGGACCUGGAUGACUUUAGGGGAAAGUUCUGUGACCAGGGUAACAGCCCCUUUGUAAGCCAACUGCAUGACCUCCUUGUGCCAGGUUUCCCACAAUCAACCACCACAGCAACAACUCCCCAGGUCACAACCCCACCUCCCCCGGCAACAAUGACCACAACUCCCCCAAAAACAACUACAACUCCCCCAACAGCAGUGCCAGCAAGAACCACAACUCCUCUUACUACAACCACAACCCCCCCAACACAGCACCCACAACUUCCCCAACAACAACCGAAACUCCCCAAACAACAGCUGCCCCAGCAGCACCCACAACUGCCCCAACAACCGAAACUCCCCAAACAACAGCUGCCCCAGCAGCAACCACAACUGCCCCAACAACAACUGAAACUCCCCAAACAACAGCUGCCUCAGCAGCACCCACAACUGCCCCAACAACAACCGAAACUCCCCAAACAACAGCUGCCCCAGCAGCAACCACAACUUCCCCAACAACAACCGAAACUCCCCAAACAACAGCUGCCUCAGCAGCACCCACAACUGCCCCAACAACAACCGAAACUCCCCAAACAACAGCUGCCCCAGCACUGCCCCAGCAGCACCCACAACUUCCCCAACAACAACCGAAACUCCCCAAACAACAGCUGCCCCAGCAGCACCCACAACUGCCCCAACAACCGAAACUCCCCAAACAACAGCUGCCCCAGCAGCAACCACAACUGCCCCAACAACAAUCACAACUUCCCCAACAACAACCACAACUUCCCCAACAACAACCACAACUUCCCAAACAACAGCUGCCCAAGCAGCAACCACAACUGCCCCAACCACAACUACACCAACCACAACUACACCAACAACAACCACAACUACACCAACUCCAACAACAACUGCCCCAACUACAACCACAGCUGCCCCAACAACUACAACAACUGCCCCAACUACAACCACAACUGCUCCUACUACAACCACAACUGCUCCUACUACAACCACAACUGCCCCAACUACAACCACGAUUGCUCCUACUACAACCACAACUCCAACAGCCACAACUAUGUAGACUGA
This is a messenger RNA of Notolabrus celidotus (New Zealand spotty), 2079 nucleotides long. RefSeq names its product chitinase-3-like protein 1. The transcript has 13 exons. Gene Ontology annotation, molecular function: chitinase activity; chitin binding. The record is from RefSeq and is a predicted model, not a curated record. NCBI's taxonomy places the organism in Eukaryota, Metazoa, Chordata, Actinopteri, Labriformes, Labridae. Gene Ontology annotation, biological process: carbohydrate metabolic process; chitin catabolic process. Bases 1 to 2079 code for a protein of 692 amino acids. Gene Ontology annotation, cellular component: extracellular region.